AUAUAAGCCACCACCUUCACCAUAAACUAGUAAAUACAGCUUAUAUUUUUAUUAUUAUGAUCAAAAGUUUGAUGCGCAUUGAGCACCGGAGCUCCGGCGUGGUAGAUGGCCGGAGACGAGUCAGGUACGAGUCUGUACCAGAACUUGGCAGAUCGGUGCCUGAGUCUAGAGAAGAGUUAUGUGCAACUCAGGGAGCAGCUUGAUGAGCUGGUGCAGGAGAAGAGGAACGGGAGUACCGGGGUGUCAGUGACAUCAGAUUCCGUUGACAUGUCGUCAGAUGCCGUCGGAGGAGUGGUUCCCGGACAUUUCUCCGCCGGAAACCCGUACCGGAGCGUGUUGGAGUCCAUGGGACAUGCUGUUUAUGUCUGCGGAGCUUCUUCUGGAGAGAUUAUAUACUGGAACCGCUCUGCUGAAAAUCUAUAUGGAUGGAAGACCCAUGAGGUCCUUGGUUGCCAUGCGGCUGAUCUCCUUGUAGCUGAAGAAUACCAUACCCCUCUAAAGGAAAUCAUGGAGGGGUUGAACUCAGGGCAAUCGUGGUCAGGCCAGUUCCCUCUAAAGAAGAGAUCAGGUCAAAUAUUUAUGGCAAUAAUGACAAAAAGCCCUUUGUAUGAGGAUGGUGAGCUUGCUGGUGUUAUCACUGUCUCAAGUGAUGCAGCAAUAUUUAAUAGAUUACAUUUGCAAAACUUAAGACCAUCUCAGGAUCAUGGUAAAGCACGAGGAUUAAACUUGAAAAAGAUUCAGUGGAAUCCUCCACGACCACAGAUUGCAUCCAUGCCACAGAUAGCAGCGUCUGUUUCCAAUCUGGCAUCAAAGUUUCUAUCAAAUAGACAUGGAGAUGACAACUGUAGUGCAAAUGCAAGUACGAGGAACAGAGACAAUAGUGGAACACAGGCUGAAGAUUUUAAAUUAGAGAAGCCUUGUGCUCUAGCAACAAAGGUCUUGGAAAAAUUGCACAUCUGGGGAACUGGCACCUGUGAAAAUGAAGAUGAAGAAAGCGUUAGACAAAAUGGCGCAAGUGAUAUGCCAAGCCAUAAAGAAGUGAUUAGUGAAGUUAAUUCUUCUAGAGGUCCACAAGCAUCAACUGUAGACCACUGUAUCACGGGCACUAGAAACAGGAGACAACACCAGCAAAAAUCAAAUUCUUCAGCUGACAAGACACCUUUCAAUCUAAAAGAACAAAGAAUUAGACAAGAUAUUGAUGAGAAUCCCGUUGUAGUCUCUCCAAGGGAGUGUAGUAGUGAACACUCUGCCCCAUCCAGGCCAGAAAAUUCUAUGCCAGGAUCAGGCUGCUAUGUGGAUUCGAAUGAGUUGGAAUCUUCAGGGGUGGAAGAUGAAGAGCAUAAACGAUCAGAUGGUAAACAGUUUCCUAGUUUAGGGGAGGGUACUGGGACCCAAGGAAGUUCAUCAAGCAAGGGGGAUAAUGAUUCAAACUCUCUGACAGACUGUGAGAUUCACUGGGAAGACCUACAGUUGGGAGAGGAGAUUGGCCAAGGUUCAUAUGCUGUUGUUUACCAUGGAAUUUGGAAUGGAUCUGAUGUUGCUGUUAAGGCUUAUUUUGGGAGUGACUAUAUUGAAGGAACUUUGGAAGACUACAAAAAGGAGAUUGAUAUAAUGAAAAAAUUGAGACAUCCAAAUGUACUGCUGUUCAUGGGAGCAGUAUACUCUCAGGAACGGCUUGCCAUAGUCACAGAAUACCUACCAAGGGGAAGCCUGUUCAAGACACUACACAAGAAUAACCAGGCAUUAGACAUGAGACGCCGCCUAAGGAUGGCUCUUGAUGUUGCGAGAGGAAUGAAUUAUUUACAUCGCAGAAAUCCACCAAUAGUACACAGAGAUUUAAAAUCAUCUAACCUACUUGUUGACAGAAACUGGAAUGUAAAGGUUGGAGACUUUGGUUUGUCAAGGUGGAAAAAUGCAACAUUCUUAACUACUAAAUCUGGGAGAGGAACGCCGCAGUGGAUGGCUCCUGAAGUUCUUAGGAAUGAACCUUCUAAUGAGAAGUCUGAUGUGUUCAGUUUUGGUGUCAUCUUGUGGGAAUUAGUCACGGUUUCCAUUCCAUGGAGCAACCUAAAUUCUUUACAGGUUGUUGGCGUUGUGGGCUUUAUGGACAGAAGAUUAGACCUGCCAGAAGGCCUCGAUCCUCGACUAGCAUCAAUCAUCCGAGAUUGUUGGAAAAGCAACCCAGAUCAACGACCAUCAUUUGAAGACAUAAUUCAAAGAAUGUCAUGUUUUUUCCAGAAAGUUACUGUCCCAUCUGGUCACUUAAGUUCCAAGCCUUAAAUUUCCAAUACCAUGAUCAAUAGCUUCUUGUUUCUUCCAUAGUUUAGACAUUUUCAGAAGACCAUAUAUAGGAGGCAACCAAUUUAGCACUCCAACCCUUUUUUUCACUGGCUUCUUUUUCCCCUCCAAGGAAGCAAAAUGGAGGGACUUGCAGUUUUUGUGCCAAACUUGAAUGAGGAAAUCCUUAUAACCAAUGAGGUUUUUUAAACAAGGGUGAACCCAAAAUCAUAGUAUAGUCAAGCAAAUAGGAGAAGGAUGUAUAUUAAUCAUAUAUACUACGGUUAUGCUUAUUUUGAA
Carica papaya (papaya) is the source of this 2577-nucleotide messenger RNA. RefSeq names its product PAS domain-containing protein tyrosine kinase family protein. Gene Ontology annotation, molecular function: ATP binding; protein serine/threonine kinase activity. Lineage: Eukaryota; Viridiplantae; Streptophyta; Magnoliopsida; Brassicales; Caricaceae. The record is from RefSeq and is a predicted model, not a curated record. Gene Ontology annotation, biological process: protein phosphorylation; regulation of DNA-templated transcription.